Molecule: messenger RNA, 1910 nt
Organism: Macrosteles quadrilineatus (aster leafhopper)
Lineage: Eukaryota; Metazoa; Arthropoda; Insecta; Hemiptera; Cicadellidae
Product: T-complex protein 1 subunit epsilon-like
Exons: 4
Coding region: 96-1871 (591 amino acids)
Biological process (GO): protein folding
Cellular component (GO): chaperonin-containing T-complex
Molecular function (GO): ATP binding; ATP-dependent protein folding chaperone; ATP hydrolysis activity
Source: RefSeq, a predicted model, not a curated record
GGUUCCAAGCGAAUAUUUGUGAUGAGUGUCUGUGUUUUUUGUGAUUGUGAUAAGUGUUUUGGUAAGUGUUUUGUGAUGUGAUCGUUUUGGAUUACAUGAAGGAUAUAGAAUUCAGAUGGAUGUGCCGGAGAUGUCGGCGGUGCCAGUGCUGGUCGUCACCUCCGAGACCCCCACGGACUCACCAACAGUGGAGGAGGCGGCGAUCGCUUGCACCUUCGAGGCAAUGGAUACUUUGUGCAUCCCCGGCAGAUACAACCGCCAAGACUCUUACAGGAUGUUUCUGUUUUGACGAGUAUGGGAGGCCGUUUCUCAUCCUGCAGGAUGAGGAUAAGCAGGAUAGACUUACAGGAAUGGAGGCGAUUAAGUCCCAUAUCCUGGCAGCGAGGAGUGUAGCUGACAAACUCAGGACCUCUCUAGGACCUAAAGGAAUGGACAAGAUUUUGGUAACCCCGGAAGGAGAGAGUGUUGUCACCAACGACGGAGCUACAAUUCUGGAACUUAUGGACCCAGAGAAUGAGGUGGCCAAGUUGAUGGUGUCUCUAGCCAAAGCUCAGGACCGUGAGGUAGGGGACGGCACCACGGGGGUCGUCGUUCUUGCUGGGGCUCUACUUCAGGAGGCGGCGUACCUUCUGGACAAAGGUGUUCAUCCCACGAGGAUAUCUGAAGGCUACCAGAUAGCAGCGCGUGCUGCGUUGGCUCACUUAGACCAAAUUUCCUUCAGAGUCUCUGUCAGUGGAGAGGACACUGUUUGGCUGUUGAGGGCCGCCAAAACAGCCUUGAGUUCCAAAAUAGCCAGCAGAUCUCGAGACCACCUUGCCGAAAUAGUCGUUGCCGCCUUUAAAUCAACCUGUGACCUAUGGGUUUUGAAUCCCGUUUUGAACGUAAACUCCAUCGUAUUAACAGGGAAUGCUGGAGGAGUCGUUGAAGACAGUGGACUGAUAAGGGGGGUUGUCAUUAAAGGAAGAUCAGAUAUAAAAGAAACUUUGAUGGAUUUAAAGGUUGCAGUUUUUCCGGGUUCGGCCUUGCAGCUUCCUAAAGUGCACACGAGACAUCACGUAAGUGUUGAUGACAUGACGAGUUACAACGAUUUGAAAGACUUUGUCAAAGACUGGUGGGCUAAACAGGUUGUGGAGGUUGUGAAUAAAUCUGGGACCCAGUUCCUUUUGUGCUCUAACAAAAUGGAGGAAACCCUGUAUAGUUUGCUGUUGCAAAACGGAAUCCACGUCGUUGAAAAUGUGGCAGAUAUUGAAAUGGUCGCUGCGUUGGUUGGUGCCCACGUGGUCUCGAAAGCUGAAGAAUUAAGUUGUGAAAAGCUGGGUAAAAUUGACCAAGUCAGAGUUUUGGAGUCAAGAGACAAUGUAAAGUCUUUUGCUCUCGAGCAAAACGGGAGGUCAAAAAUCGUCACUAUUGAAGUUUGUGGGACAAACCAACCGAUUGUGGAGGAGGUCAAAAGGAGUCUUCAAGAUGCGAUUUGCGUCGUGCGAAACCUCAUCAAAGAUUCCGCUGUAGUCUGUGGUGGCGGUGCCGCUGAAAUAUCCUGCUCCGUCGCUCUUCAACAGCAAAGUCUCUCCUUCUCGACUCUAGAACAGUUGAUCUUCCAAGCCUUCGCAGAGGCUCUGGACUCUAUUCCGUACGCUCUCGCUGAGAAUGCGGGUCUCUACCCUCUAGAAGUCAUCUCUGAGUUGAAGGUUUGUCACAAGCCGACUCUAGGCGUUGACUGCAUGUCUACCGGAGACAACGACAUGCUCACCCAGGGAGUUGUGGAAGGUCUGCAGUCCAAGAAACAUCAGAUAGUCAUGGCCACUCAGUUGGCUGCUGUAGUGCUGAAGAUAGAUGACAUUCGAGGACCCAAGGACCAAAUCAAGAAGUAAUGUUUGUUUUAAUUAAUUUUUCAGUGUUUUUGCACAACG